Molecule: messenger RNA, 636 nt
Organism: Capsicum annuum
Lineage: Eukaryota; Viridiplantae; Streptophyta; Magnoliopsida; Solanales; Solanaceae
Product: serine/threonine-protein phosphatase 7 long form homolog
Exons: 2
Coding region: 1-636 (211 amino acids)
Biological process (GO): meristem maintenance; meristem development
Source: RefSeq, a predicted model, not a curated record
AUGGCCAUGAUUGAGCGGUGGAGGACUGAGACACACACUUUUCACCUACCCUUUGGAGAGGUCACUUUGACCUUGCAAGAUAUCCAAAUUUUUUUUGGAUUGCGCGUUGAGAGAAAUGUUGUGACAUAUAGAGAUCAAAUGCAUCAUAGUUUAGAUUGGGCUAUGUUACUCCAAGAUCUUACUGGCUUCAACACUGCACCGAAGGGUUUUUCAGGGACUAUCCAUCUUUACAUACGUGCAUUAGUCAAGUAUAUUCAGCAACAGGCUGUUCAAGAUCCCAUUACAGACGAUACUCUUAAUGAUAGAGUUCAUAGGAUCUCUCGACUGUACAUGCUGUUGAUUUUAGGAGCUAUCCUAUUUCCGAACACAUCGGAGAAUCGCUUAAGUCUGCAGUUCUUGUACUUUCUUGUUGAUCUUGACGAGACGGGGACUUACAGCUGGGACAGCGCUGUUCUAGCCUAUCUUUACCAUUGUCUUUGUCAGAUAUCUAUUGAUGGGAAAAAACUUGGAGGAUUCGUUCCUCUUCUCCAGGUAUGGACUUGUGAGAGGGUCCUUCCCUUCCGACCAAUACCAAAAUGUAUUGUUAGGAUUGAGCCAUUGAUGCCAUAUGGUAGGAAGUGGAUGCGAAGGGGUUAA